This is a messenger RNA of Pseudophryne corroboree (corroboree frog), 1161 nucleotides long. RefSeq names its product mitochondrial carrier 2 (gene MTCH2). Bases 60 to 953 code for a protein of 297 amino acids. NCBI's taxonomy places the organism in Eukaryota, Metazoa, Chordata, Amphibia, Anura, Myobatrachidae. Gene Ontology annotation, cellular component: membrane; mitochondrion. The transcript is spliced from 13 exons. The record is from RefSeq and is a predicted model, not a curated record. Gene Ontology annotation, biological process: positive regulation of apoptotic process.
CCGCCUCCCCGGCUGGGUUCUCCUUGAAUCCGCGACCCGGCUCACGUGACGCGAGCAAGAUGGCGGACACGGCCAGUCAGUUGAUGUUGGGCUCCGGCCUGACCGUCGUGUCCCACCCGCUGAUGUACGUGAAGAUGCUGGUGCAGGUGGGACAUGAGCCCCUGCCGCCAACUUUAGGAAGAAAUCUUUUUGGGCGUCAAGUGUACCAGCUCCCAGGUCUUUUUGCAUAUGCAAAACACAUAAUUAGUAUUGACGGCAAGAGGGGACUGUUCAAGGGCCUGACUCCCCGGCUGUGUGCUGGCGUCGUGGGCACUGUGGUGCACAGCAAAGUCUUGCAGUGCUACCAGAACCAGAAUCAGAUAGAUGGAGGAGAUCAAAAAGAAAGCUCCACCUCCCUGGACCACGUUAUCAAAGAGACCACUCAUGAGAUGGUUGCUCGGUCAGCUGCUACCCUCAUCACACAUCCCUUCCACGUAAUAACGUUACGUUGCAUGGUUCAGUUCAUUGGGAGAGAGACCAAAUAUAAUGGGGUGUUCGGGUCGAUAGUGACAAUAUACAAAGAGGAAGGAGUUCUGGGAUUUUUUGCUGGUUUAAUUCCAAGGCUGCUGGGAGACAUCAUUUCCCUGUGGAUAUGUAACAUGGUGGCUUAUCUCAUCAACACAUAUGCUCUGGAAAAUGGGGCAGUGAGUGAAAUGAAAAGCUACUCUCAAGCAGUAACUGGGUUCCUGGCCAGUAUGCUGACUUACCCAUUUGUCCUAGUCUCUAACCUCAUGGCUGUAAAUAACUGCGGGCUGGCUGGGGGCAGCCUUCCCUACGCCCCUGUAUACACGUCCUGGAUAGACUGCUGGAGACAGCUCAGCAGAGAGGGAAACACAACUCGGGGAAACAGCCUGUUUUUCCGCAAGGUGCCUGCAGGAAAGAGCUACGUUUAUGCACAGAAGAGAUUUUAUUGAGGAGCAUCAGGGUCCCUGCCUGUACCUGUCGCUGUUCAACUUUCAGUGGGAUGGGGGGGCGGGGGGGAGAGUAUUUGUUUAAUUUGUACACAUUUUGUUUACAAUUAUGUAUGAUUUUUCAUUUUAAUAAUCAUUCAUUAUUGAGAACUGAAGACUGUGUAUAACUUUGUUUUUAGCUGCCAAAUAACACCAUUCAUUUCUCCACGUG